CGGCGGCGGCUCGCGCACCUUCCCGGCGACGCCGCUGCCGCCGACGCCGGACGUCGGCGGCGUUUCCGUUGGAGGCCCCGGCGAGCUCGGCGUGGCGGCGCGCCUCCAUGGGGAAGUCAUGGGGUGUAAUGGCGAUCGGGAGGAUGUUUCGUUUCGCGAGCGCAUUUGCGGGCUCCGGACGCCACGUAGCGAUUAGCCCCUGCCAAUUGUCACUCUCGUCAAUUGCCAAUUAUCCGUAUCGACGCUGACGUUCGUCUCGGUGCUUAUCGUAAAAUUGAGUCAGGCGAUUUGCAGGUAGCAAUGUCCGCUGGCGAUUAGGAGUCUCCUCCGCGUUUUUUUCCUCCCCCUUUUACGGAAUUGGUGAAUUUAAAAAUGGGGACUCUUGUUUGAAUAUCUUUUGUUUAUCUUUGCGAAUGCUCGCAAAUUUUUCGUGGCUCCACUCGUGUUUUAUCGUAAGACGACACUGUUGACGUUCUUAUCAGAGCUGCAUUAAAAUUGAUAACAGUUUGCAAAUUCUUUGCUUCGAUAUGCUUGAUGCUCUAUUAGGUUACUGCAAUGAAGUAUAUCAAAUGCGUAUGAAUGACAAUGGGCUGAAACACUUAAACGAUUAGCACUUAUAUAUAAAUAUCACUAUUUCUUGUCAGCUGUAGAUUAAUAAAUAACUGCGAUUGGACCGUGAAUAACACAAUUAAAUGGAGGAGAGCCAAGGAACGCUUGAGCCAGACAUGGCAGCGAUAGAAGAGAAAAAGCGAGUGGGUGGCUCCAAGGUGUCAGCCAUCGCGAACAUCUUCCAAUCCAAGCCGCAACUAGACAAUCUGAGUCACAGAACGAACAAUAUUCUCUCGGAUGGAUUUAAGGAGCCAGCUGUUCCAUUGAAGGAGUCCCCGACGCAAGUAACGGUGGUCAGAACUGAGAGCCAUGUGGCACGUUUCAACAAUGCGCGAGCCCUCUUCGAGAAGCUUGGCGAGGAAAACAAAUCGAACAGACCGGUGGAGCGGGUUACGAAACCGAACAAUCUGCAUGGUCUUCGGUCUCGCUCCAGUUCCGCGAACUCGGGUUCCGGGUGCACCUCGCCCGCGAGAUCGCCCCGUCCUCACUCACCCUCUCCCCCGGGUAGCCGUGAACACCUGAGCACGUGGAGCGCCAGCGUACCGGCCCUGAACGCUGAGCGGCAUUUUGAGAACGGCCAUUGCGCACCAGAGCAGCGACGUCCUGGCGCAGGCGUAGGUAAAGUCGAACGGACGGGCAAGGAGAACGAUCGUCCGGAGCGGCCGGAAAAGCCAGAACGUCGGCCAAAUUCCAAGGAGCUCAUCGAGAAGCAACGGAAUUGGACUAGCCACUUCUCCAAAGCUAGACCGAAUCGCUACAAUUCCGAUCCGAAUCGUUCGCUAGUCCAAACCUCCCUGAAUUCCCAGAAUGCUCAGGGUCAAGCGCAGCAAUCGUCACCGUUCGCUGAUACGUGCCAGAGCGCGGCAGCUGGCGACUCGGCCAGCCCAGCUGCCAGAUCGGCGAGCUUCUGCUCGGCACGCUCACCCCCACCACCACCUCCGCCUGUCAGGAACUCGUCCGCAGCUAGUAGAAGGGAACGACCGGCCAGUAUCGCCGUCAGCUCGUCCGAGCUGCUGGAGAGUCCGGAGUAUGCAACGGUGGAGAGGUUUGACGAGAUUUCGCCAACGAUUCCGGAGUAUGCCGUUGUGCAGAAGAAGAAACCUCUGAGCAAUUCGAAAGAUGUCAAAAGUGACAGCGUUGAUAAGAGUCAGGACUCCUCAAUGCCAGAAUAUGCUGUCGUGCAAAAGAAUACUUCGAAAGCGGCUUUGAGGUCAGCGGAGAAUUCCAAAGAGGCUUCCAAGGCACAAAAUUUAAAAGGCGUAGCAGCUACGGAGGCAGUUACGGGAAACAAAAUCUUAAGUUCGAGGUCGAUGGAGGCUGCCAAGGACGUUUCUAAGUCUACCGUGCAGAAUUUGACAAGCUCUGCGAUUGCGGAGCCAAUUUUAGCAAACAAAACUAUAGUUUCAAAAUCAGUGGAAGAUGCUAAAGAGACUUCUAAGAGCUCUGCGCAGACUGUAAAAGGCCCACCAGUUGUAGAAGUAGUUCCAGUAUGCAAAGACACGGUUUCGAAGCCAAUGGAAAAUUCAAGAGAGAACUUGAAAAAUUCUACAUCUACAGAAGAAGCGCCAACGUUUAAAGCUAUAGUUUCUAAACCAACAGAAUCUUCAAAGGAGGAGACCACGGAGGUUGCAGAGGAAUCGAAAGAAGUUACGAAAGGCUCAGCGGUUCCAGAAUCCAAAACUGCCAUCGCAAACGAGUAUAGCGACGAGAACACCGAGCAGACAAAAGCGUCGCCUGUAGCGCACUACGAGGCUUCUAGUCCAACUCGAAGUGCCUCGAAGGACAAUGUUUUAACGAGGAGGGAAAGCGACCUGCUAGAGGCUCCGGAAUACUUUAACUGUCCCCCAAGCCCGAUUCAUUCGCCGGCGAAGACAUCCGAGUGGAGGAACGAAUGGCUGGCGAAAAACGACGAGAUUCUGAAGAGGACUGUGGACUUGAAAGAUCUGAAGACCUUGUCGAAGGAGGCUCUGGAGACGGAGCAGCGUGGCGAGGUGACCAGGCCGGAUCCGAGACCCGAUUGGGCGAGACCAAACGCGAAUGCGAAGAGAAAAGAAACUGUGGACGAUAAGAAAACUGAGCUGAUACGAUCACCGGAAUCUGAACUGGGUUUGCCCUCUGCGGGCACCGACAGUGCCUCGUCCAGCAUGAGUUCACCUAGUUCACCGUCCAAGGAUAGCAAGGAGGAAAAAGCAGAGAAGGAGAUGUCAGAAAAGCAUCAGACAGGUCGCAACAGUUAUGACUUGGAAGCGGAGGACCAGGAGAAGCCGGCUACGUAUCAGAGCUGCGUCUCUGGCACGGAGAGCCUCGCCGAGAAGGAUCAGUUCAAGUUCAGCGAGACGGAUACUACCACGGUCAUUCGACGUUCUCACGUGCGCCUUGAUCUUCAAGCGGCGGGUCUGGGUCCACGGCCACCCUCUGUCAUCAGUUCCGACCAGGAGUAUCCGCCGCUAGAGCACAAGGAGAUUCCCGUGCCCUCUCCGUACGCCAAGAAGUUACAGCAGAGUGAGGAGAUUGUGUCGCAGAGUAAUACCGAGUGCAAAGUUCAAUCGAAACCGAACACGGAGGCGAAGAGCCUCGGCGGCACUAUAGAAACAAUGAAAAUCAAUACCACGUCCGCGGAGGAUAUGUUGGAGGCUAAAGUGAAGUCCGGCGACGGAGUGUGCCAGAAGACGGUCUCGAAUGCGAAAAAUGAUCAAAUCAAAAUCAGCGUGAGGGAGAAGAUCGCAAAGAACCGGGAAGAGGUCUCCGGCAAGCGGUCCAGCUUUGUCGAGACGGAAAGCAAGGAUAGCAUAGACAAGGCGAGCCUUCGCAGCCAGGAGAUGAAUAGCUACGGACUGAUUACGAAGGAGAGCAAGGACGAGGAGAAGUAUGUGACGGAGAUAGCGAAAUCCGAGGUCAACCGAAAGGAGUGCAUCGCGGCGGUAAAUAGUGUCCUGAGCAAGAGGCUAGAGAAGGAGGCGGAACAGCAAACGACUUGGGAGCAGGAGAAACAGAAGGCUGAGUUGGCGAAGCUCCGGUUAUCGGAGAACAAUCAGAGUUCUUCGCUGGCGCCUAGUACGCAGAAACAUUCCAGCAAGAAAUCCAACGAUCAGUCCGUGUCGGAGAGCAGCCAAUACGAAGACAGCGACUCCAGUGACACGAAGACUGUUACGAAUGUGGAAUGUGUAGCGAAGGAGUUACAGAACAAUUCUGCUGCAAUCGCGGAACAGCAGGUAGCCUCGAAGAACAAUGUCAAUCACAUCACUCCGGUGACGCCAGACACCAUGACUCCAGAUGAGGCUGAAAACCUGCUGAGCUCUCGCAUCCUAGAAAAGAAGAUUAGACAAGGUUCGGCGUUGCUAUCGGACGAGGAAGCUCAGGAGAUAGCGAGGUUGCUGUCUCCCACCUGUGCCAAUGACGCAAUAAUAGGUGAUGGGAUUUCUAAUGACAAGGAUAAGGAAGGACAGGACAGGGAUAGGGAUGACCAGGACAACACGCCCGACUGGCUGUCCGAUGUCCUGUCUGCUCCUGAUUCCAGUCUUAUCAAUAGUGCCACUCAUGAUUAUAGUUUGUCUCAUAGAUCUCGCAGUGACCUGACGAUAGACUCGUUGACGGAAAGCCAAAUAGGAUCAGUCACGGGAAGUGAGAGCGGACUGUUGGGCUCCGUCAGCAGCUUGAACGAAGCUAAUGAUGACACCGAAACCGAGCAUCAAGACGAGUAUAUCCCAACGCCAGGAAAAAUCGUACUUGUGGAGAAUGGCGUACAUUAUUUCGAGGACGGUCAUUUUUGGAUGGAAGUAGCGGGACUUCCGGAGUCGGACGAAGAUGAUGAAGACUAUCCGUCCACCGUACCCGUCAAGAAAACUUCCAAAGUGUCCUUUGACACCGGUCCCAUGCGAAUUUAUUCCACACAUUCUGUCAAUGAGUACGAUCGCCGCAACGAAGAUGUCGAUCCUGUGGCAGCCAGUGCAGAGUACGAGCUGGAAAAACGCGUCGAAAAAAUGGAGGUGUUUCCUGUCGAACUGAUGAAGGGCCCAGAGGGUCUAGGCCUGAGCAUAAUCGGGAUGGGCGUGGGCGCGGACGCGGGUCUAGAGAAGUUGGGCAUCUUCGUGAAAACUAUCACGGAGAAAGGUGCGGCCGCGCGCGAAGGCCGAAUCCAGGUGAACGACCAGAUCGUCGAGGUUGACGGCAAGAGUCUGGUCGGCGUGACGCAGGCUUACGCCGCUAGUGUACUAAGGAAUACCUCCGGACUUGUGCGAUUUGUCAUCGGCAGGGAAAGGGACCCCAAGAACUCGGAAGUGGCGAUGCUAAUCAGGCAGAGUCUCCAGGCGGAUAAAGAGAGAGAACUGGCGAACGCUGCCAAUAGAAGUUUUUUUUCUGCGAGCAGGAAGCUCAACUUCUCUGACGCUUCUCCUGACGGCCAGCGAGGAAGCGAGGACAUCUCGGUCGGCAGCGGGAUGAGCGGAAUUCCCGGAUCGCCGGCGAUGUCCUCCUGCUCGGAAGGAGAACCGGCGCACAGUCCAAUCGAGAACUACCUGUCGCCUUCUAGUCGCAGCCGAUCUCCGAUACUCGGGUCGUCACAACACAACACCACGCAGAACGACGUAGACAGUCUGAGAUUGCUCUUGCAAGAGAGUCAAUAUAAACUCUCAUUAGCGGACGAGGAAGUGGAAAGACUCAAGGCGAAGUUAGUAGAAUUGGAGAACAGCGGAGCUGGUAGCGAAGAGUAUGCGGCCAAACUACGGGAAUCAGGAUUGCGCCUUCACGAGUCGGAGAGAGCAUUGGGUACCGCCCGCCAAGAUCUGUCGACAGCCAGGGAGAUGCUGUCACAGGCGACGGGUCAAAACGCGGCUCUGCAGCAGAAGUACGCCAGAGCCAGGAGGGCUGCCAGGGAGCUACGCGCAGACAUCGCAGCCAGAGACGAGUUCUAUCAGCAAUUGUUACAGGAAAAGGACACAGAGUACAACGCGCUGGUGAAAAGUCUCAAGGACAGAGUAAUCACGUUAGAAGUGGAACUGACUGAAACUCAGAGGCGAUUUGGCCAACCGGUACGGUUACCAUACGAUAACACUACUACUAGGAUAGUGACGCCGCAGCUCUCCCGCAGACAACUGCCACCGCCGCCUUCAUCGACCAGCUGCCAACUCUCCGAUACGGAGACCUCCGACCUCAGUAGCCCGGAUGAUGGCGACAAGACUGCAACUGUGGAGAGGAAGCUACCUCUGCCGCUACCAGUGAAGGAGGAAUUGGAUCGUGCCGUACCGGCCCAUCGUCUGCUGGAUAAUUCUGCUGGCAAGAGCAAGGCAGAGCUAGCCAGCAGAGGCGGUUUAGCCAAUCGUCAGUUGCCCAGGCGAUCCGGGGGCCUUAGCAACAGUAGUUCUGAUUACGGUUUGGACGAAUCGGGCGACAACACGGACGAUGAUUCCUCUUCAAAACUGACCUCGCAAGACAGUAGGUCGCCCAAUGACUUAACCUCCAAGCAAUCCAACCUGAGUUCCUAUUCCAGCACUUCAUCCAUCAGUUCGCUCAAAGGAAAAUCGCACAUGGAUCCUAUACAUCCCUCUGCGAUCCGGCAGCACAGCACCAUUAGCUCGCAAGUUAGGGCGAUGACCGAGCAGAGUUGGCCCCAAUCGCAAAAAAUAUCUUUGACUGGACCUCCCGCGUCAUUGGCCGAACAGCUGAAGCAGGUUUUGGCCGAGCGAGAAAAGCGACUCGGUGGAAACGACUCCUCGAGGGAGAGCUCCGGAGAUUUCAGUGAUCUCAACAAUCCUCACAAUAAUGAUCCGACUAUGGUUACGCAUCAUCUCGUAGAAGAGAUACGACAAGCUGUUAAUGAGGCUAAUCAAAGAGUGAAAAAGGUGGCGAUUCCUCCGUCGAAUUUGAUUGGUAGUGGAGGCGCCCCGUGGCAUCAUCCGGGAAGUUCUCCUUCAAGUUUGUCCUCCGGCGGUUCUGUGAGUCCUCCUGGCCUUGAUCCUAGUCCUUUAAAAGCUGGUGGCCUCCCAGAUUCGAGCACAGUUUGGUUGCCCGCUCACCUAAGCGACUUUGGUUUAGGUGACAAGAAGUCCCACUUCUGGCAGAAUGCGCCAAUCGCAGAUUGGUCCAAGGAACAAGUGUGCCAAUGGUUGACAGGAAUUGGUUUAGAACAUUACUCGCCCCAAUUUUUGGACAAUGGCAUUAACGGAAAUAAUCUGUUGCGUUUGGAAUCGAGAGAGCUGAAGGCCUUGGGGGUUUACGGCGAGGCUAAGGCUCAUCUUAAACGUAAAUUGAAGGAGUUACGGACGCAGGCCGAUCGUGAACGCAAGGAGCGUAAGGAGAUGGAGCGAAUGCGACGGAAAGCGGAGAAGGCCGCGCGGAAAAAAUAGCUCGCGAAUAAAUUAGACGAGUUUGGUAUCAGUUAGACAUCCGGUAGGUUAAUGCGGAUUUUUUGAGCGCGAAGUGCAUCAGGGUAUCUCGAAAGAGGUAAGGAGAAAUUAACAAUGGAAAUUUAUUGGAGCUUAUUGCAAAGUCGUCGGGAAUAUUUAUGGUCGUAAAUAUUAGUAGUUUGAGAGAAAAUUGAAAAACAAAUUUUCCGUGUAAAAUUGGAAAGAGGUUUGCCAAAGAGAUGAACUGUGGAACUGGAAAUGACGCCGUCCAUUUCAUACAGGGUGUCACCUAGAAAAUUAUAUAAAUUCUUUUUAAAUUAAAAGUGUCACAUUCAUCAAGAAUUUUAUAUAAAUAUAUCUUUUGUCUUUACACUCGCUUUUUCAGGUUUUUUCUUUUACUAUCUUGUAAUAUAUCUGAAUUCCCAAUCUGGAAUUCUAAACAUAAUAAUUACGAUUAUAUUAAAUAAUUGAUGCUCAUAAAUGUUAUUAUAAUUAUUUCAAAUAAUUCUUAACAGUACUUGUGUGAAAUGAUAGUAUUAAACUCUUAUAGUAUUAAUAAAAAAAAUUACUUUGUGCAUAUUUAAUUAUGAUUAUGCGAAUUAUUUGAAAUAACUAAUAAUAAUUACAAGUAGAUGUUUCUCAUAAGGAAACAUUUUAAUAUUACUUAUCAUUAGGAAUUAAUCUUAUUUAAAAGAAUUAUUGUUUUAAUAAUUAAUCACAGUAAUUUUUGAUGAGUUUUUAAAUUAUUCUUGAUGAAACGAGUAGUUAUUAGUCUUAUGAUUAAUUUUAAUUAUUUUUUAAUGAUAAUUAGAAGCACGAAAUAAUUCGGAAUAAUUUCUGUGGCUAAUCGAAAUUAUUUUUAUUUAUUUUUUAUGCUAGUGACUUAAAUUGCGCCUCUUUGGGGACACCCAGUAUAUCCUGGCGUUACCUUCGAGAUACUCCGCUUCCGUUCGAUUACAAUCUGUUUCCUUGAACGAGGUCCAUGUAUUGCGCCUCCGCAUUUACUUGUUGUCGCCAUACUUAUAUUGUCGCUAUUAAGUAUUUUUUUUUCCUCAGUUAUUAAUAUACUAUUUAAAAGUGAGUAUGUGUGAACAGGCAUGCGUGUGUGUGUUUGCGCGUGUGUAUGAAUGCGUGUAAAGACUCUAGCAAUGUAGCUAAACGAUCGCGUUCUAAAUAUCAGUUGGCGGCUGCUCGAUUUUCAACGAACACUGUUAUUUUAUGGAAGAGGUAAAAUCGUGAGCCGCUUUUUCAAUUCUAAAUUGAAUCAUCUAGAGAACGCGGAAAAUGUGUAAUAAAACAUCGUGUCAUACACUCUUUUGUAAUUGUAUGUACGUAUAUAUAGUAUACAUACUUAUAUAUAUUAUAUAUAUAUAUAGGCACAUAAGGAUUAUUCCGAUAUUUAUUUCUACUACCGCGUUUAACGGCGCUUUUUCCACUAUUAAGAAUCGAUCUUUCAAGUAGACGUUUAAACGUCUUUUUUGUCGUCAUCUUCAAUUUUAUAUAAACAAUGCGUCGUCAAUUAUUAAUUAAUUAUUAAUUACUUAUUAAAGGUAUGUCUCUGAUCAAUUAUGAUGGACAUAAACUGUUGAAGAUUUUGUAAUUGCCAAUGUCAUAAACAAUUCUAUUGUAUGUUGAAUAAUUAUGACAUUUUGCGUCACAAUUUUGCGGAAAAUAUCAUGGACCAUUCUGUACAAGUUUAGAGGAUGGAAGUAUUUGGAGCGCUUACGAGCAUUAAGCGGUUUUUAUAUCGCGCGUACUCUUUAUAUUAAUAAUAAUAUAUACACAGUUUAUCAAUGAGAUAUAUUCAUAUUUUUUAUUAAUAAGUAUUAAAUAUUAGCAUAUAUCGUUUAAUAGACGUUUUUUUUAAUUAAAUUGAUGUUAAAUUAUAAAUUUGAAUAUUAAUAAUGUUUUAAUAUUGACUAAUGUAAUAAGGAAAUAACGCUUGAUAUAUAAUUAAUAUUUAUAAUAUGAAAAAUGUAAUUUAUAGUAGCAAUAGACUUCACAAUUUUUUUCUGAUAUUUAAUACCAUAUCAUCGUGUUCUCUACGAUUGAGAUUUUCCGUAAUAAAUAUUUUGUUGCAAUAAACCGUCUGCGCUGUUUGAAGAAAUGAAAUUGAUCAGAGACAGCCCGUACUUUGCAGACUUGUUAUACUUACUUUAUAUAAGAGACUACUUCUUCGUAAUUUAUAUACUUAUUCACUCCAAAUUUGCUCAAGGCAAUCCUUUUAUGCACCGAGUCAGAUGUCAAGAGAGACUUUGUAUUCUCCGCCCCCCUUAUUUCUCCGCACAGAAUCGUUACAAACGCUCGCGAAAGACUCGAGGAUAAGUCCUUCAUCGUUGAGCUAUAACUCGCGAAUCGACUCGAAUCGAGUCGCUGUAAAUUCUGCGACAGAAUCCAAUGACAUUCCACGUCGGAUAAAACGAAACCGAGCUCUAAAGCGGCUCCCACACGAGAGGGAUCCUGAGCAAGCAAAGCCGGAGCUAUAAACGCGAGGACGAGCGUACUUAUUUAUAGUAACGUUGAACAUUUUUCGCGCUCCACUUUGAACAUUUCGAAACGUCUCGUCGCGAGAGUAGUAGUCGGAAAUGUUGAAACCUCGGGGUGCGUAGCGUGUGUAAAUAUACAUAAUGUACUGAAAUAUAAUUAAUAACGAUGACUGUAACCGGUGAGAUAAUAUGUACGUGUGUGUGUGUGUGCUGCAUGGUUGUGCGUGUGCGUGCGUGCGAGUCGCGGAGCGACGGAAAGCGAUUACAGUGUCAUAAUGUUACUCCACGAGGCAUAACUCUGAAUUUUUAUUGAUCGUAAAUCCUCAUUAGAAGUCCUCCAUUAGCUGCAUCAUUACCCGGCGAUUGCUGCGACGCGACACUUGUUGUUUUUGUUGUUACACUCACAACGAAUUGCGGGAAUGAAUCGUCCGUGUUUCUUAUAAAAAUUGUAAUAUGAUAUCAGUUGCUAUUGUGGUGAAACGUCAAUGGAACGAUCCUCCUGCACUUCGAUUACCCAUAGCGAAACAUUGCUUUCCUUCCUUCCUUCGAAUACUUCCUGAAUUAAGGAGUACAAUUGUACACUUGCUAAGGACUUUCUUUUUUAGAUCUCGAGGAUUUCUCACGCGUUCGGGUGUUCGAGAAUCUGAAGGAAUCGGAAUCUUUUCGUUCUUUGAAUUUUCGAACUUCAUGAUCUUCGUGUCUUUAAAUCUUCAGAUUUAUUCUGAGAAUUAUUUCUCAUAUUUAUUUCUCAAAACUUUUUAGUUUUUUAAAAUGGAAAGUUGGAGAAUUUCGUGUUUUUGGAACUAAAUUCUUCCUUUCUGGAUUUGUUAAAUCCUUUUAGACUUAAGAAUUUUUGAAAUUCGGAUUCUUUAAUCUAAGAACCAAUUAAAUGUACAUUGUUUUAAUUUCAUUUAAUGUUAAAACCAAAUCUUUUAUUUUGAAUUGACUAAACCCUUGAAUUUUAAAACAUUUUCAGUUGAUCGACUAAUUGCUGAUCGAUUUAAUCUCGAUUUAUUAGACUGCUUAGUUCUUUAAUUUAAAUUGUUGUAGUCUUUUGCUCCUCGAUUUUUUUAAGUCCUCAAAUCCUGGAUGUGUUUCCGUUCCUUAAGGACCUUUCACAAAACUGACUGAAUUAUCAUAAGUUAUAUAGCCAAUUUUCAACGAAUCACUUAGCCACGUAAUUACAAGAAGCGCCUCACAUACGAUCUGAUUAAUCGCAAAAUAUCUAGUAGAAGUUUAUACAAAAAUUUCGCCAUUUCUCCUUAAUCAUAUUGCUCGAUUGUUUAACACUUUUAUAUCCGUAUUCAUAGUUCCUCCUUAAGAAAUGAGGAUUUUUUUGUUUUUGUCUGUCUUUGUUUGCAUAGGGUAAAAUGUUAUAUAUGAGACAAAGACAGACAAUAAUAAGGAAUCCUCGUUUCUCAAGGAAGAACUAUGAAUACGGUCGUUAGCAAUUGUACAAUCAAGAGGCUAAUAUGCUUCUCAAGAAAAUUAAAAACCACUCGAAAUCGGUAAAAACGCAAUAUAAAUAUAAAUUUGUAACUUUGUAAAAAAUAAUUAGAGAAUUUUAUAUUUAAAGAAGCAUUUUAAUGUUUUUAAUCUCAAUCUUUUGAGGGUUUAAAAUGCUUUUUGAAUACUGCUCUAUGAGACAAUUUUUUACAUAGAUACAUUUGUAUUUCAUUAAAUUUGGUUCGAUUCGAAUGGUUUCUCAAUUUUGUUAGAGAUGUAUUUAAACUUGUGUACUGCUAGAACCGUAAAAAUAUAAUUUAGCGUGAUUAGUCGUGAGUGGCAGACAUGUUUGAUUUUUAUGUUAUAAAUAUCUUGAGCUUCAAAGUAUGUUGAUAACAUUUUUUUUAUCAAAAAAAAGGAAACGUUGUCACGCGCUUUUUUCAUUCGCUUUUGUCAGAUCGCGUGUGAUUUGAGUCAUGUACAUGUUUCCAUUGAUUUUGGAAUUGUUGUUCACGCGUAGGAAAAGACGAUUGAUAAAUGUGAGAUGAAGACGAUAUGGAGGUACAUGCGGAACGGCAGCUUUUUAAUAUGUCUACGAAAAGUAUUGUCAAACAAAUACUCUUGAACGUUUUAAUUAAAGGUAAUUCGUACAGUACAUAAAACUCUAGUUUCUCAUUUUUAAUUUUUAAUGUAAUAAUACGAAUGAUUUGACAGUUCAUUUAUUUAAAAGUAUAUAUUUGUGUUAUUAAAGUAAUCAAUCUGCAUGCUCUUGCGGUUGCUUGGAUAUAUUUGUUUGAUCGAUAUUUUACAUAAAGCGCUUUGCAAGGUUUUACAACGAACAAGAACGAAAGUUAUACCGAUUCGAACGAAUCUAAAUUCGGCUAUCAUGGCGAUAGUUAUAAAAGAUUAUCAGUGGCGACAAACGGAUAAAAGAAUAAUAAUUUACGUGCCUCUAAAAGGUCGCCCUAAAAAUGUGGAUUUAUUUGUUAUGGACAAUUACAUAAAGGUAUUACGAAUUUUUUUUAA
Messenger RNA from Solenopsis invicta (red fire ant), 11908 nucleotides. RefSeq lists its product as uncharacterized. The record is from RefSeq and is a predicted model, not a curated record. Lineage: Eukaryota; Metazoa; Arthropoda; Insecta; Hymenoptera; Formicidae. Gene Ontology annotation, biological process: neuron projection development; calcium-mediated signaling; actin filament organization. The transcript is spliced from 20 exons. Gene Ontology annotation, cellular component: cytoplasm; dendrite; actin cytoskeleton. Bases 693 to 6950 code for a protein of 2085 amino acids. Gene Ontology annotation, molecular function: actin filament binding.